Meloidogyne enterolobii is the source of this 624-nucleotide messenger RNA. Lineage: Eukaryota; Metazoa; Nematoda; Chromadorea; Rhabditida; Meloidogynidae. The record is from the annotation of a GenBank genome assembly.
AUGCGAGAAGGAAGAGGAGGACCCCCAGUACAAAGCAAACAUAUUGGAACACUUGAACAAAGUUUUGUAAUUAUUGAAUGUUACAAUUUAAAAGAAAAAUUAUCUUUUGACAAAAAGGAUAUGCAAUUAUUAUUUCAAAUGAAGCAAAUAGUUCAUGAUAAUAUAAACCCUUUUUUGGGUGUUUGUGUUGAUAGACCAAAUGAAUUAAUGGUUAUUUGGAGAUAUUGUUUUAGAGGAACUUUGGAGGAUUUGCUCUUCCCUACUAAUAAUGAAGCAGCACCAGGUGCUCCAGGAGGUAUAGGUGCUAGUGUUGCUUCUUUAACUAGCGAAGAAGGUGUUACAAUUAGAACUAGAAGAAAUGAUUCUAUUGAUAUAAACUUUAAAAGUGCUUUUGUUAGGGAUAUUAUUAAAGGUCUGGAUUUUAUCCACAGCUCUUCUAUAGGCUAUCAUGGAGCGUUAACCUCUUCUCGGUGUUUAAUUGAUAGUCAUUGGAUUUUGAAAUUAUCUGGUUUUGGAACUUCCCGAAUGCUUUACAAAUGGCGUUUUAAUAAUACACUUAGUAAUGGUGAUAGACAAUUUAUUCAGCCAUUAAUUCCAAAUAAUGGUAGGGAUUUUAAAUUUUGA